GCGGUGCGGACUUGUUGCUCGGGCAGUGGAGGCCGCCGAGGGUUUGGGCACCGUGGAGAGUGGUGGGCAGAGGGGUCAUAGGUCCCUCGCGCAGUCCAGCCCCGGCUACUGAGACUCGCACGACAACACCAAGCCGCUUGCUUUGCACCUGCUCCGUAAUUGGCACACGACCCCCCGGGGCCCGUCACUAACAGCCUGCCUGCCCGCCACACCUGAAACCCAUUUCCCACCUGAAACCCAUCCAGCUCUCCCGCUCCGUAGCCACACCCACCCUAGCCAGGCUGCGUCCUGGGCCCCCACUAAGGAGUUUUCAUCUGGUCUCCUGUUUCCACUCUUGCUCUUCCCGGAUCCAUUAAGCGGCAGCUGCAGUGAACGUGUGUAAAUUCUUUUACUGCCUCUACUGAACCCUCCAGUGGCUCUCCAGGCGCCCACAGUAACGCCCGAGCCCUCCGCAGCCCCCUCCCUCACCUCUGCCCCUUCCUCCUCCAUAUCCAGCCACUGCUCUCCGGCUUCAGGGGCUGCGCAGGUAACUGUCCCCUCUGCCUGGUGCACGCUCUCCAGAUGUCUCUGUGGUUUGGUCCCUUACCCAGUUCUUGCCCGUGUCCUUUAUCAAGGUGGCUUUCUAAACUGCGGUAUUCAACAGCCUUCCCGGCCCCUGGCCUCCUGACCCUGCUGUCAUGUCCCGGCGCUGUCUGAAGUUCACUCUGGUUUUCAGGGUCUCUGGGGGCUCGGACCCUGCCUGUCUUGCCUGCCACCGCACCCCUGGCAGCUGGAAGAGAAGGCAGCUUCUGUGGGGGUGCAGCGGCAGGGACAAUAGGCUGAGGCUAACGUGGGUAGACGGGGAGGCCUGUCGGACCAGGACAGCGUGGCGAAGAGGAGGCUUUGAGGCCUGGCUUUGCUAUUCUGGACUUGGGCACGUGCCUGUUGGUUAGCGCUCCUUGGCCUCCUUUUUGCAUUGCUGGGCACCUGAGACAUCCAGAUCUGGAAGUGCUACGAGCCACCCCUGGCACCCGUCUCCAGCUUCCCACUUGCUUCCAUGUUCUCCUGUGCGUGGGUUUUGUCCCUAAAACCCCGUUGAACCCAAGAACCCAGGCCACCUCAGCAGAUUGAAGGGGGUGCUCAGUGGUGGCUCCAUCUGCUGCUCUGCUGGGGCUGAGACCCCCAACACAGGGCCUGCCACCUACAGAGCAGACUCCAGACUCUUGGAAAUGUUUUGAUUUAGAUGUAAGAGCCCAGAUUGUCAUGUUCAGUCCUUAGAAUGAAUUUAACCCGAAGCUAAACUAGCUCUGUGCCAGUUCCUCUAAAGCAUGCAAGGUACUCGAGUUUCCUGGGAAAUGCUGAAAAUGCUCAUGGCGCCUGUUCUAAAGUGGCUGCAAGUCAUUUGGGGGAAAGUUGGCCUAAGAGCCCUCUGCUGACAGAAGGCAGGCAAGGGCUGGCAUAGCAGGUGAGCUCAGUCUGUCCUCUGGGAGAGGGACUCUGGAAAGAGCUAGAAGACAUGCUUAAAAGAAUAAAUAAAAGCACUCCCAGAGGCGUGCAGGGUGUGGGUAACUUGCUCUCGGGACCAGGGAGGCGAAGGUGGAGGCUGAGGCUGGUCCCGGGACAGGCUGGGCCCGCUCACAGGCUCUUUCCUUGCAGGCCCUGCCAUGUUCCGCAGGCUGGGCUGGCUGGUCCUGUACAGCCUCGCUGUGCUGCUGCUCAGCUGCCUGCUCUUCCUGAAGAAGGAGGCCAAGCCAGCAGGGGUCCCCACCGCCCGCCAGCCCUUCUGGGCUCCCCCGGGGCCCCGCCGCAGCCACUGUCCACCCAACCACACUGUGGCGAAUGCCUCCCUGUCCCUGCCUAGCCGGCACCGUCUCUUCUUGACCUAUCGCCACUGCCGCAAUUUCUCCAUUUUGCUGGAACCUUCAGGCUGUGCCGAGGACGUCUUUCUGCUCCUGGCCAUCAAGUCGCAGCCUGGCCAUGUGGAGCGGCGUGCGGCCAUCCGCAGCACGUGGGGCCGGGUGGGAGACUGGGCUGGGGGCCGGCAGCUGAAGCUGGUGUUCCUCCUAGGGGUGGCAGGACCCGCACCCCCUGCCCAGCUGCUGGCCUAUGAGAGUCGCGAGUUUGACGAUAUCCUCCAGUGGGACUUCACUGAGGACUUCUUCAACCUGACGCUCAAGGAGCUGCACCUGCAGCGCUGGGCGGCGGCUGCCUGUCCCCAGGCCCACUUCAUGCUAAAGGGAGAUGACGAUGUCUUUGUCCACGUGCCCAAUGUCCUGGAGUUCCUGGACGGCUGGGACCCAGCCCAGGACCUCUUGGUGGGAGACGUCAUCCGCCAGGCUCUGCCCAACAGGAACACCAAGGUCAAGUACUUCAUCCCACCCUCCAUGUACAGGGCCCGCCAUUACCCGCCCUAUGCCGGGGGUGGCGGGUAUGUCAUGUCCAGAGCCACCGUGCAGCACCUCCGAGCAGCCGUGGAAGAGGCCGAACUCUUCCCCAUCGAUGACGUCUUUGUGGGUAUGUGCCUGAGGAAGCUGGGGGUGAGCCCCAUGCACCACGCUGGCUUCAAGACAUUUGGAAUACGGCAGCCCCUGGACCCCCUGGACCCCUGCUUGUUCAGAGGGCUCCUCCUGGUGCACCGGCUCAGCCCCCUGGAGAUGUGGACCAUGUGGGCACUGGUGACAGAUGAGGGGCUUAAGUGCGCUGCUGGCCCCUUGUCCCAGCUCUGAGGGGUGGGCUGAGUGGAUUGAGUGUAGAUUUUCCUAUCAUAGAAAUUGAGAAACUUGAAACUUGACCCAUGAUGGUCUACAGGAAAUGCUUAGUUUUUGUAACCCCCUCCCAAACUUUUCUGACUUUGAUUAAAAACACUGAAACCUG
Molecule: messenger RNA, 2853 nt
Organism: Myotis lucifugus (little brown bat)
Lineage: Eukaryota; Metazoa; Chordata; Mammalia; Chiroptera; Vespertilionidae
Gene: B3GNT4
Product: UDP-GlcNAc:betaGal beta-1,3-N-acetylglucosaminyltransferase 4
Exons: 1
Coding region: 1644-2705 (353 amino acids)
Cellular component (GO): membrane
Molecular function (GO): hexosyltransferase activity
Source: RefSeq, a predicted model, not a curated record